Seriola dumerili (greater amberjack) is the source of this 3964-nucleotide messenger RNA. RefSeq names its product endophilin-A2-like (gene sh3gl1b). The transcript has 9 exons. The coding region runs from base 344 to 1399 and encodes 351 amino acids. Gene Ontology annotation, biological process: synaptic vesicle uncoating. The record is from RefSeq and is a predicted model, not a curated record. Gene Ontology annotation, molecular function: protein binding. Lineage: Eukaryota; Metazoa; Chordata; Actinopteri; Carangiformes; Carangidae. Gene Ontology annotation, cellular component: glutamatergic synapse; presynapse; cytoplasm.
UCUUCAAAGUGGCUUGUGCAGAAUCGGGCCUCCGUAUAUCGUACCAAUCUACCUUAGACGGUUCGUGCUUGGGUUUUAAGGUCAGGGGAUAACACUGUUGAUUGUGGAGGGUUUUGCACAUCUCGCCCCCGGUAUCUGCGGUGGCAGUGGGGGAGAAUCACCCUCGACGUGGACGUGGUCAGUUGGCGUGUCCCGACUUGGAGUGACGGCUGUACAGUCCUAUGAUUCCUCCUAAACAUUGCUGCACUGGCCCCUUUUCUCACAAACUAUACCGCUAACUUUACUUAUUUUGUGACCUACUUACAACUUCAGCGUCGGAACUUGAAGACAGUCGGGGUUCAAGAUGUCUGUAGCGGGCUUGAAGAAACAGUUUUAUAAAGCCAGCCAGAUGGUAAGUGAGAAAGUCGGAGGUGCAGAAGGAACUAAACUCGAUGAUGACUUCAGGGACUUGGAACGGAAAGUAGAUGUGACCAGUAAAGCAGUAGUGGAUGUAAUCUCCAAAACAUCAGAGUACCUUCAGCCCAACCCAGCAUCUCGGGCCAAACUGUCCAUGUUGAACACCAUGUCUAAGAUUCGUGGUCAGGUGAAGAACCCAGGCUAUCCUCAGGCCGAGGGCCUGCUAGGGGAGUGUAUGGGCAAGUAUGGACGGGAACUGGGAGAGGACACUAACUUUGGUGGAGCAUUAGUAGACGUAGGAGAAGCCAUGAAGAGAAUGGCAGAAGUCAAAGACUCUCUAGACAUCGACGUCAAACAGAACUUCAUUGAUCCGUUGCAAGGGCUCUGUGAUAAGGACCUCAGAGAGAUACAGCACCAUCUUAAGAAGCUUGAAGGCCGUCGCCUGGACUAUGACUACAAGAAAAAGCGUCAGGGCAAGAUCCCAGAUGAGGAGGUUCGACAGGCCCUGGAGAAGUUUCAUGAGUCAAAGGAAGUGGCCGAGACCAGCAUGUACAACUUGCUGGAGACUGACAUCGAGCAGGUGAGCCAGCUCUCAUCUCUGGUGGAGUCCCAGCUGCAGUACCACAGACAGGCUGUGCAGGUGCUGGAUGAGCUUUCUGACAAACUCAGAGACAGGAUGAAUGAGGCUCAGUCUCGACCAAGACGUGAAUACACACCCAAACCCAAACCUAUCUUUGACUUUGGCGACAACAACCAUUCAAACGGCGGCUACUCAACCUCAAUGGCUCCUCCACCUUCAUGUAACUCAGCCCCGGAGCAGCCGAGCUGUAAGGCACUGUAUGACUUUGAGCCAGAGAACGAGGGAGAGCUGGGCUUCCACGAGGGCGAUAUCAUCACCCUGACCAAUCAGAUCGACGAGAACUGGUAUGAGGGCAUGCUGAAUGGCCAGUCGGGAUUCUUCCCUCUCAACUACGUCGAGGUCCUCGUUCCGUUGCCACACUAAUACAAAGAGAGGAAGAGAGCUGAGAGGAGACUGAUGGAGAUGAGAGAGCAAGUAGAGUUAGUAGAGAGGGAGGAAAGUGAAGCCAAGGGAUGGUCCGCAGAAGAUUCAUUUUCACCUUCAGCUCCAAUGUCAUCCUUACAGAUGAGCACUUUUUGUCAUCUAGAGUUCUGGGGAAGAUGGUUACAUUUCAAAGUCCAGACCAUAACAUAUCAACCUGUUCCACCCAAAGGUGAAAGGACCUAGACUAAGAUGGACACAAAAUGUCGUUACCCGUUAUCUGACAGUCAGAAACAUUUCUUGAGGACUAACUGAUGAAACAUUUAUAAGCAAUAUUUUUCUUUAACCACAAAUUACUGAUCUAGUAAAGAGAACUGUAUUAAAUUUGGUGAUUAUUAUGAUGCCUGAGAUGAUGCAUUUAUAUAAUGCUCUCUGUGUGACUGCAGUCUGUUUAAAACUCAGGUUGGUCACCAGUUGAACAGUCAGUUUUCAGACUGGAGAGGCCAACUCAAACUUCGCAGUAAUGUCAUGUAACUUGACUGAAUUUUAGACUUAUUUUUAAACUGAAAAGUUUGUCUGCCCCUUAAAGAACUGGGUCUCAUCUCUUGAUGCCCCCUGCUGGUGUGAGUGAGAUUUACUUUUACCCAAACUAAAAUUGAACUACAACUGAAAAGAAAUGUUUUAGUGGAUCUAAAAAAAAUCUUCUUCACAUUUUUUAUGAGAAACAUGAGCCAAAAUUUAUCUCACAUGUGUGAUUUAGAUUGUUUUCAGGUUUUGGCCUAUUUGUUAAUGUUCUUUUUCUAAGCUGUGAUGACGAUAGCUUCAGAAGACAACAGUGGGUUCUUUUAUUAUUGUUUCAGUAUUUGAUUUACAUUAGUCUCAACUUAAGACAGUAGUUAUUAAGAGUAGAACUGCUUACUGAAUAAGUGAGAAAAUGUAAUUGCACCUUGGUCCUCAAAUGAGAUUGAUGUGUGUGUGACAGACUUACUCCACCAUUAUACAAAGACCCAAAGUUAAAUGCAGACAUUGCACCUUUUUGUCACUUAAGGCAGGCAUGUGUAGAAAUGCAGAAUGAUUAGUCAUUUAAUGGUUGUUUGUUGGUCUGUUUAAUAGAAGAGACGGAGCCAAAAAGUCUUUAUAAAAUGCAAUAGCAACACAUUGCUUAGUAAACUGCUAAAUAUUCUUAUACAGCCAUAUAUUCAUUUAGUUUUAGGCCUGUUUGUCUUACCUUGUUAAGUCCUUUACUUUAUUUUCUAAUAGGCGCCUGUUAACUCCGCCUGAAUAGACGACGCUGCUGGCAGCGACUCAGCCUUUCUUAUACAUCACUAACUGUCCUACUUUUUCUGUCUGCCCUCAUGUCUUUGAGAAUGUGAAAGUCAUCUCUGCUUUGAAGCUUGGUCUGACCCUGUGAUUCUGAUCAUUCACAAUGGCUCUGAUUCGAUUUAUUUGUUAGUAUAAUAUGGGUUGAUGUAGACUUCUAUCUAUUGAGACAAGGCUGGUUUCUUGUUUUGGAUCGAGCCACAGUUCACACAUGCAGAUGGAGUUUAAUCCACAAUACACUGGACAGUAUGAGGGAAAGACCUGGAGUGAAAGGGAAACCAUCAAGGGAAAAGUUUGGACUAAUUUGGGGAACCCUUGUUAUCAAACAUUAAAGAAGUAUAGUCAGUGCAAUUGUCUUAGGGGUGAAAAAAGUUUUAAUUGUGAAUGACAAAUACGUGCUCUUUCACUGUUUGCAGUAUCUUUCUGAUCAUCUCUGUUAUGUGUGUUUGUCCUUCACUCCAUGCUGCCAAACACGUCCCCCAAUCCUGAGUUUGGUCCUUGUCUUUACAUGUUUACAUCUCUGAUCUUUCUACAUUUGAUUGCUUGUAUCAAGUUCAGGGUAAAGUUAAAGGACUGUUGGAGGUGCUGUCUCGAUCACACUGUUGUCAAAAAAAAAAAACAAGUCCUUGCUAGCUUUGUUUUUAGUGCCUUUGGAAAAGAAAGGAGGGAAAGAACCGCAACUAAUACAGCAACCAAAACCUAACCUAGCUACUUAAGAACAAUGGUCAAGAAUUUCUUUUUUCUACUUUUGGUUUUUUUUUCUUGCCAUUGGCAUUUUUCCUGUGUAAAGAUGAAAUGCAUGGGUGCACAUAUCUGCACAUUUGUGACACUACAGCAGUUUCCUAAACAUGUUGUGUUUAGAUAAUGUGAGGUUUAUCAGCAAACCACCGAAGGAAACUGUUUUUAUGUAGAUUUUAAUCCAUGUUUUAAAAAAUGUCCCAUUGAUUCCUUUUUUUAAAGGGCUAUGCAUUUGUUUAAUCAGUCUUAAAUGCUCUUUUGAACAGCGUUAAAUCAUUCUGGCUCUCUAUAGUAUUAUUUUUUAUAUACAAGACCUUUAAAUUAAUCUUUGCAUGUAGUCCUGUAUCAAACCUUGUAAAUGUAUGUCUUAGAUUUAAGUGGCCUUUUUACUAUCGGUAUGAGUACAGAAUUUAACCACAAUAUUUUGUCUUUUAUUAUCAAAGUAUUUGUAUGUGCUUCUUUCUCGUCUCCCACCUCCCCCAUUCUUACAAUAAAUAAAAAGAAAAAUGU